Messenger RNA from Opisthorchis viverrini, 729 nucleotides. RefSeq lists its product as hypothetical. The transcript is spliced from 3 exons. Lineage: Eukaryota; Metazoa; Platyhelminthes; Trematoda; Opisthorchiida; Opisthorchiidae. The coding region runs from base 237 to 650 and encodes 137 amino acids. Gene Ontology annotation, molecular function: transferase activity, transferring alkyl or aryl (other than methyl) groups. The record is from RefSeq and is a predicted model, not a curated record.
AGCCACCAUAAUGUCCUGUUCAGAUAUCCAGCGCUUUCUCUACCGUAUGCUACUGGUGUCAAUUCUCCGAUUCCAUCACCUGUUGCUUUUGAUUGUUCAGCUGGCUCGCUGUCUGUGGUUUGGAUUAAGACUGCCAAACACGAGUCACUUCAAACGAACAGAAAUGGAUGCAACUCAGAACUUGAGGAUUCCCAGUCACAUCUCUCUUGUGAUAUUUGAAGAUGCGAUUUCUUUGAAUGCUAUGUUUAACAUGCUCUUGUGGUCCAAAGAUUUGGGAAUUUCCGUGGUUUCCAUAUGUGACUAUAAAGGUACUGAUAGUUUGUGUAUCCUCAUUCCAUUCAGGUAAUGUGUUGUCGCGCAAGUCAGAGCUUGUUGACCGAUUAAGUAAACUGACGAAUGUGGCAGGCGUCGAAAAGCUCUCUGGCUCAUUGUACCGUUAUACUUUUGAAAGUGACAAUGAAACCACGAAACUGCCAGACGUUGAGCUGACGAUCCAAUUUGGUACUUAUACCUGUUUAGCCGGCAUAUUCCCAUGGCAAAGUCGGUUCUCAGAGUUCUUGAACGUGUCUUCACACUGGGAUAUCCAAUCGCAUGAAUUUCGCGCUCUGUUCUGUCGUUUCCGGAACAUCAAGCAACGCUGGGGUCGUUGAGAACUACUUGAGUCAUUUUACUCGCACUUGUUUUCUUUGUCUUCGUGGUUUCUAAUGCUUCAGUACACCUGUAUCAGAG